UCUGUUGUUGUUUCAUAAGUGAGAUGAGAAACUGAUGCUGUUCAAAAAUGUGGCAAUUCUUUACUGCAAGGCAGCUUGUUGGAGAAAUUGUCCUUUGCUGUCUGCCUGUAGGAAGGUUUGUCAAAGUGUCUAAUGUAAGCCAUGUGCAUGCCUUCUUUCUUGUUAAAUCCCAUUAUUUUGGGUUAAAACAUGGCCUGUGAGAAUAACUAGGCCAAAAUAACCCAUUUAUUUUAAAAUAAUAGUGGUUUUGAAAUAUUUAUCCUUGCAACUGGUUGCAUUCCUUAUAUCUUUUAUAUAGGCUAGGCUCUGCAGGAGGUAAGUUCACCUGUAACAUUUUAAUAAUUGUUUCUACUUACUGUUUAAUGUCAAGUUCAAAAACUGCAUCUCUCAAUUCUUCCUGUUUAUCUCAGUGAUGUCCUGGUCAACUCAGGCCCUGCAAAUUGUAUAGAAGUGUUGAAAAUCUAAAUCUCAAGUCUUGUGUUCAUUUUUAACAAGGGCCUUCAGUGUUGGAAAUAGACAGGGGAUACAGAAUUGCUGUUUCUCUCUGAUUCAGGGUUUUGGUAAAAAUAUGUUUUUAUUAUUACUAUUUUUUUUUCCAAGAAAAGGAGCAGUACAUAUUCAGUGAUACGUACACAAACAGUUACAUCUAUAAAAAUAAUCCGUUCCUACCAGCCUGGGUUAGGUGAAGCAAUUCAGCAGUGGUAGGGUAUGGUUGAAGAUUCUCUGCUGCAGUGAAACCUGGAAUAUGUGAUGGAAAUUAAAGCCAUACAGCUUUGGAGAAUAGAUGCUGGUAAGCAUAUCUGAAAAAGGUGUUCUUCGUGUCGAAGUCUCUUGAGGAAGGCAUUUGUAGAAGCCUUGCUGAGUGCUGCGGUGGUCUGGGUACAUAUGGACUUCUCUGGCUACUGGCUCCAUCCACUGGCAAUAUCAAAUGGUUGGGUUGAAAUGUUUUUUUUAUUACCUCCACACUGUGCAUUAUGAUAUUGUAAGCAAGGAUCUGAGAAUAAAUACAUGUAGUAUUACAUUAUCUUUACAGUAUUCUGCACCACUUACCUGUUUUGUACAGAAGUUGAUGAGCACGGUAGAUAGGCUGUGAAAAUAAAUGAUAGCCUGUUAAGGUAAGUGCUGGUUGAAAACACUUUGGUUAAAGUGUUAGUUUCUAAAUUAUAUUAAAAAUAAGCAGUAUUUCCUCAGAAAAAUUGUGGCCUACUUCCCUUUCAGAUUUGGGGCUUGGAAUCUGGGGGAAGAUGUAAAAGGAACAGGCUGUAAAAUUUAAGGAAAAUGAGAUCAGGUAUUUAGUCUGAUAGGUUCUUUUAUAUCUUUGCAUACUAAUGGUGAUACUAAACAUACAUUUAAAAGCCUUGCCAAAGAUUUAGAUAAUUUUUGCCAGAGUGAAACCUGACAUUGAAAAUUAUUCCUUGUAGAAAGAAGAUGAGGAGAAAUGUCUUUGCUAGAAGGAUCAUUCAUAAUACAGAGCCUGAUAGAGAACUUCCAGUAUAGGUGGUGUCACAGUGAAACUGACUGCAGUCAUUUCCCUCCUAAUUAUACUUCUGUCCUUCCUGAAUUAAUGGCCAAAUAUUUGACAUUGCAAAAUAAAAAGGUAAGAUAGAAUUAACUACAUGGGUGAUACAGCAGUUUACAUAUUUCUUAACUGAAUUAGCAUGAUACUAAAGCAGUACAUUGCGGAAAUCAGCUUAGUGCUCAGGAAAUAAUUGCUUAAAAUUAGGAUUUGUGCUAAUUGUUUUCAGUUGGUCUUGCCUAAAAGCUGUGUAAAGGCACAAAGAUAUAUGUGGAUGCAAACCUUACUGUAUAGGAAAUAAUGCUAUGAAGUGAACUGCAUAAACAAUAACCUGCUGCCCCUGCAGAAGGGGCAGCCAGAGCCAAAGAGUUGCAGCCCUUUUCCCUGACCAGCAGUGGCAGUCCCCCUGGUGCUGCCAGUAUUGGCACCACUUCUUAAAUUUCUAUCAGCAACUCACUGAAGGUUUUCAUAGCCCUUCAUGUGUCUGCUGAGAAUGCAGGAGUGAUGAGAAUGGGCUUGCAUAUCUUCCAGAUACAUUCAUAUACAGACUUUCAUUUUUUCUUAAUAAUUGACAUCUUCAUGGUUCUAGGCACUUUUGAAAAGGCAAUUCAGACAUAAGCUAUUGCAGUAAUAUCUAUGCAGCUGUGUCAGUCUCACUGAAAUAAAGCUUACUCGUCCCCCAGCCCCUCAUCCAUACGUGGGACUUGCUGGUAUAGAAGCCUGUGGGGUUGCUUUGGUUUCAAGAGACUGGAGACUUUUGGUUUCUAUUCUGGUGGCAUUUAAAUAUUAUUUCCAUCAAUUAAAUUUCCAUCAUUUAAUGGCAUAAAUGGUAUGGAGUCUUGGCCUGUGAUGGUAACAGCUGCUCAGUUUUAAACCAUGCCAGUAAGAGGAGAGAGCAGUUCUUCACAAAUGCUGAAAACUAUCACUAAGCAGGAAGAGUUUCUUGAGAGCCUGUAAAGCUGAUGCUACUGCAGUGUUCUAUUUAACACCUCAACCCCAAGAAACACUAGCAAAGUUCCUUGAGGAUAUGUUUUCUGAUGAAUUUGUCUAUAGGAUGCAGAAGUGUCUAUCCCCCCAGUGGAGGUGAGGGAGGGUGGCAUUGUUCUGGGGGCAAGGAGCUCAGAAUUUCUCUUUCUGCAGUGUGAGAGUAGGUGAUGACCAAGCGCAGAGUCUGUUCACAAAGGGGUAAAACAUCUUUUUUUAAUGAAUAGCAAGCACUGUUCUGACAUUCCCAUAACUUUCAACAUGUUUUCUGUUUCUCCUUUCUUUUGAUAGGAUGGUUAGAAGUUUGCUGAUGACCUUGCUCCUCUGGUCUGUAGGCAGUAGUUCUCUAAAGUGUAGCAUGGUAGGUAGUGAGCUGUGAGACCAGCAUGCCUUGAACUACUCUGUAUAUGUGGAUUUCAAAGCACUUAAUUCUGAGGGAAUUAAGUGUCACUCUUCAUUUCUAGAUGUGAUCCUUGUUUUUUUAAUAUCAAAAAUAAAAAGCACCUAGCUGAGGCUUUCUAGUGGUCAAGCCAUGUACAGAAAAUACACCAUAAUGUCAUGCAAAAAUACCUGCAUGGAGUUCGGGCCAAAAUGUGACAGAAAUGGAGACGGAGGAAUGCAAGUCCUUGUUGUGUGCAUUGGUGCUUCAGUUCUCCUAUUUUAAGAGAAAAAGGUAUUGUUUUAUCAUAGACAAGUAGUUUUACAGUGGUAGAAAGUGUCAGUAAGAACCACUCUAAAAACUCUCAAGGAAACAGAAAAUGUGUCUGAAUAUAAGUAAGUGAAAACUAGAAAACUAUUCUGUCUGUCGGGUGAAUGUUUUCAGUCUGGUUUUAUGUAUAUACACAUACCCGCCUGCCACUACUGCCAAGUCUGAGCUUUGCAGGUAACGGGGGGGUGUGCUUGUGUAUCUAAGUCUUGUUCACCUCCCAUAGGAUCCACCGGACAUUCUGGAGUGAUCAAAAUGCAUAUCUGCCACAGAACUUGGUGCACUUUGAACUUUUACUGGAUUUUCAUAGCAAUUAGAAAUAGUUUUACCAUAUGCUCUUGAGGGUUGCUGAGCACAUUAUAAUAAUGCUGUGUAUGUAAUUGGACUACUCUUCACAAACAGGAAAAACAAAGAUAAUCACCUGUUUGUGAACAAAAAAGCACUUCUUAAAAUAAGAAGUUUGCUUUCUCAUGCCGUGAAAGAAAAUGAAUGCAUAAUUUAAAACACUUCAAUUAAAAAGGAGUAAUUCAGAUCAGCAAUUUGUGUUAGAUUCCCUUUGUGCAGGCUUCUGCGCAAUGAGAACUCCAUCAGAGCUCCUGUGCAGUGUAUCCGUAACACAGAUUGGCUAAUCCAAAAUCACACUUCACUUCUGCCAGUCUCUUACCACUCCUUUUGAUUUAUCAGCCUUAAUACUGGCAAGUGCUGCUGGGUUUUUAUCGCGGGCUGAAGAGCUGCUGAGCCUUUGAGCUCGCAUGAGAGUGAAGAUAACAACCACUGGGGGGGAGUCGUGCCUAAGGAACAGCGAGCGGCUCCGGGUGCCUGCAGCUGCGGGCAGCUGUGCCCUCCCGGCCACCAAACCGCUUUGGCACAGGGACAGUGACAUCCGUGCAGAGCCUCACGUGUCUCAGCUGGCAUUUCAAACUGCUGUCAGCUCGUCAACAAGAGGCAGGUUCUCACAGCAGGUAGCCAAGGGGAAGAUGUUCAGAUUAAUGCAGUCAUCAGAAAGCCUCGCGUGGCCUUCGGUGUGGCGAUAGGGAGCCAGAGCUGCUCGUCCAGCUUGAAGGAUGGCCAUGUUCCCUUCAGUGGAAAGGACUCUUGCACAAAUAGUUCUUCAUCGUGUCCCUUCUGCAAAACAGGUGCUGUUGUCAGGACUGAUUGGUGUUGUUUCAUGGAAGAGGCCCCUGUCCCUUGUGAUAACCUUUUUCAUGCUGCUCUCUGCGGUGUGUGUGAUGCUGAACUUGGCCGGGUCCAUUCUCUCCUGUCAGAAUGCUCAGCUGGUGAAGUCCCUGGAAGGAUGUCAGCUGAUUAAAUUCGACAGUGAUGGUGUCUGUGUUUGCUGUGAAAUGCAGCAUCAGACAUCAGGCUGCAGUAACCUGGGAGAAACACUGAAACUGAACCCUCUGCAGGAGUGCAAUGCAGUGAGGCUGACCCUCAAGGACCUGUUGUUCAGUGUGUGCGCUCUCAAUAUCAUCUCCACCAUUGUCUGUGCUUUGGCAACAGCAAUGUGUUGCAUGCAGAUGGUUUCUUCUGAUCUUCUGCAAAUGUUUCCCUCUUACAGCCUUUUUCACUUUAAUUUCUGUGCCUUCCAGCAGGAUGAUAUCACACAGUUUCUGCCACAGAGGCCGCAUUCUGCCAAUCCUGACUGCAUGACUCCACAUGGAACUGUCCUGCACCAAACCUUGGAUUUUGAUGAAUUCAUCCCACCAAUUCCCCCCCCUCCCUACUACCCGCCGGAAUACACCUGCACGCCCGUGGGGGAGGCACAGAGAAGUCUCCAUUUGGACUUCCCUCAUUCCCCAUUUGGUGCUUUAUAUGAAGUAACCAUUAAUAGCCCAGGAAUGCUGUAUCCAAGUGAGCUGCCCCCUCCUUAUGAGGCAGUGAUUGGAGAGAUGCCUGCCAGCCAGGUCAGUGGUGCUGCUCAGCAAGUGUCUGAAUCGAGCCUGGGGGAGAGGAACACGACCCCGGACUUCAGCACACAAGUUUCUGUUGAGAGCACCUCUUUGAUGGUCUCUGAGGCUGUUGAUAUCCCAGACCAUAGCUACUCCUCUGAAGAUCUUUGUUCGCUGGAAGUUCAAGGAUCUCUCCAAUCUGCAGAUCUUUCUCCCUACUGCAUAACCCCCAAGGGGGCUGCAGAGCAGAGCUGCAGUGCCCUGGUUUGCCACACUCACUGCAGGUUUCACAGAACUCGCUCAGAGGGCUUUCCUGAUGAGGGUGACAGCUCCCACAGCCGAGCCUCUACAGACAGGUCUCAAGGACAGGAAAAGAGCUGUGCCCACGGCAGGUCCUUGGACUGUUCCUCAGGGAAUUACAGCCCCUCAGAACGAGAACUGCAGAGUUCUGCUCAAGAGAGCAGUGCCACGCCGCCUUUGAAGCAGAAGAAAACCUGCUGUGUGGACUUUCACCAGCCUCCUGCCACUUUCCAGACCUCUCCCUGUUUUGGGCCUGCAAGUACUUCACCACGUGCAAGUGGCCCCGAGGCUGCUGUCCAGCAGCAGCAGCUCCUCACAAAGCACCCAGCCUCAAACAUCGUCCGCUCCAGCAGUGCCCCUGUGUCCUGCUCGUCUGCCACUGAAGGUGAUAAUUGUGCCUGGACUUCUGUGUGCAGGCAGUGCCAAGAUGCAGGAUUAUCUCCAGCUACAGGAGAAACAGUUCCUGUCUCUGCUUCUCAUGUGGCUGCCUCUGCUUGCCAGCAUUCUUUGAGCAGUUUUCUACCAACUGGAAAACAGAGGGAUACAAGGAAAAUUGAUCUGCACCUAAAGCCAAAGGCUUUUCACACAGUCUCGAAAGAGCGGCCGCACUCCUUAGUGGACCUUAAGGCCUAUAAAGACACAAAAAUUUUAGUGGCAAAAUUUUUGGAACAUUCAAACUGUAAUCUCCCUCCAGAAGUGCGUCACGUAGUGAACAGCAUACGGUCAGUCAUUAAAUCUGAUGAGAGACACAUGGAAGAAGCCAUCUUCAGUGCCAAUAUCAUAGACCAGGUGAUGACGAGUUCCCAGCAGCCGGUGGGCAGCUGCAGGAAGCGGCUGCAGGAGGAUCUGCACCUGCAGAGCUGCGGCGCCCUGAGCUCCCCGGCGCGCCCGGCCCGCCUCAGGCGCGGCUUGGAGCGGGAGCGGCCGCACAGUCUGAUCGGAGUCUGCCGGGAAACCAUCCUUUGAGAGGGGCCACAGACUGGAGGAAGAGGAAGUGGUGAUGGUCCUGCCCUACAGCCAGUUGCUAAUGCUAGUGUCAGCCCCCAGAAGGGCCAGUGAUGACCUGAGUUAGUUGUGUGGGGAGUUUGCUUUGGAAAGGUGUCAGAGAACGGCUUGGGAAGGAAGAACUGAGAGAGGAGGACCCUGAGCUGCCUGGGUGAUAUGGAAAAUUGUAUCUGCUGGAAAUCUACAGGAUCACUUGUCAGAAGAUUACACCUGUGUUGUCCUACUAUCUACAGCAUAGAGUUGUUGAAGUCGCUUCUCUGCCACUUCAGACAGAAGUACCCAAUUCACUACAAUCCCAAACCCGGAUAUACAACAGCAGUAAAGCAAGGUUAUCUUCUUUUGUCACAAGAGGUAUGGGAUGGCACAUCAGCACUUUUCACAACAGUGAAACAGGAUGUACAGCAGAGAUGGACAGAAUUCCAUGAUUCUAUAUAAAAAUUCGAAUUCGUAAUCUUUGCUAGGGAUGUAAAAAAGAGAACUGAAAAAUGAACAGCUGAAUGUGUUCCUAAACACCAAAGGAUCAAGUGGCAUGUUUGAGAGUACGUCCAGCUACAGUUCAGUAGCCACAGGGAGCCAGGACUGGGUAGAGGGCAGCCUUGUGCAGCCCUGCCAAGGCAGUAGAAGCCACUUGGCUUCAGUUAAGAAGAAGUCCAGAAUGGUUCCACCUCAUUCCAAGUGCCUGGAGGCAUGUAUGUGUCAUUUUGUGCCAACCCACUGGACUAAAGGAUAUAAUCCAGGAUGAAUGAUCAAUUUGAUAUCCCACAGGUUAAUUUUGCCCAUGAAAGGCCGUAGACUUCAGAGCUCUCUCCAUGACCUAUGUUGUUUAAAUAAAUUGCUUCCAU
Motacilla alba alba is the source of this 7242-nucleotide messenger RNA. RefSeq names its product family with sequence similarity 189 member A1 (gene ENTREP2). The transcript has 16 exons. Gene Ontology annotation, cellular component: membrane. NCBI's taxonomy places the organism in Eukaryota, Metazoa, Chordata, Aves, Passeriformes, Motacillidae. The coding region runs from base 4271 to 6361 and encodes 696 amino acids. The record is from RefSeq and is a predicted model, not a curated record.